This is a messenger RNA of Nymphaea colorata (pocket water lily), 2155 nucleotides long. RefSeq names its product proline-rich receptor-like protein kinase PERK10. The coding region runs from base 65 to 1912 and encodes 615 amino acids. Gene Ontology annotation, molecular function: protein kinase activity; ATP binding. Gene Ontology annotation, biological process: protein phosphorylation. The record is from RefSeq and is a predicted model, not a curated record. NCBI's taxonomy places the organism in Eukaryota, Viridiplantae, Streptophyta, Magnoliopsida, Nymphaeales, Nymphaeaceae. The transcript has 9 exons.
CCACUGCUCAUUUCGCUUCGGUGUGAAAUAUAAACGGACCGACAUUUUUCUCAUCUAACAUAUCAUGGCUUGUCUUUCCUAUCCUGCUCACGAUGCUUGCGACCUCAUCAUGAUCAAGAGCGGAGGCAACUCGGCAAUGGUGAUCCAUGUCAAGCGGAACCUCUUCUCGUUCUGGAUCGCUGCGGUUCUCUUCUUCGCCUCUGUAGUUGAUGGCCAAUUUGGUUUUGAACCUGAACCAAGCAGCCCUUCCCCGGCAGGAGAACCGCCUCCAUAUCUGCCUACUCUGCCGCCUGAUUCCCCGCCUGCCCCUCCGGAUUCGCUUGCUUCACCGCCUUCCCCUCCGGAAUCGGCUGCUCCACCGCCUGCCCCGCAGAGCAGUCCUUCACCUGGAAAUUAUGGAUCACGCAGAUCUCCGCCUCCUCCCCCACCUGAUAAUCCAGUCCCAACAACAACAGACUCAAAAGGUGAAGGUGACGGUGAAGGAAAGACGCCAAUCGGCACCAUAGUAGGGGCCGUCGUGGCCGUCGUGGUCGCCGUCCCAGUGAUUGGAUUAAUCGGAGUCGCCAUCUGGCGAAAGUACAAGCAGAAGCCAGCAAAAGGAUAUGCUAAUCAACCAGGAACGGCCAUGCGUCACUCGGUGAAAGCUCAAGCAGGUCCGGCAAAUGCGGGCAAUGGAACCGCCGGAAAACAAUCAACUUCUGCAGAUGAAGAAUCAACAUGCCAUGCAGCUAGCGAAGUGUCAGGUCCAGGAACAACCAAGAGAACAAAGCCGGCGCCUGCAACUGUUAACUUUACUUACAACGUGAACAAUACUGAAAACAGCGGAACGGGGGUCAGUCGUUCGCUGGAAGCUCAAUCAGCAUGGGCAGAGACAGGCAAUGGAACCGCCGCCCAAGGAACAACUUCUGCAGCUAAAAAAUCAGUAAGGUCUGCAGCAAGCGAAGUGCUGUUGGCGGCGGCUCCACGUCAAUUUGCCUACAACGAGAUCCUGAGCAUUACCGGAAACUUCGGUCGGGUCAUCGGCAAAGGAGGGUCUUCCACCGUCUAUUACGGCGAGCUACCUGAAAAUGGUCUUAAGGUCGCUGUCAAGAAACUAAGAGAGUCCGGCUCACAAUUUUCCAGCCUCCUCAAAGAGUUAGAGAUUAUGGUGAAAAUCCAUCACAAGAACUUGGUCUCGUUAGUCGGCUUAUGCAAAGAACGACAUGAACUAAUACUUGUGUACGAUUACAUGGCGAAUGGAAGUCUCCUUGGGAAAUUGGAAGCUAGGGCCAGCGAGUUGACAUGGAGAAAACGACUGGAGAUAGCACUAGACGCUGCAACAGGGUUGGAAUAUCUGCAUACGGGAUGCAGUCCAGCAAUCAUUCACAGAGAUAUCAAACCCGCAAAUAUUCUAUUGGAUGAAAAACUGCAAGCCAAAUUAGCAGAUUUUGGGUUGUCCAAAGCUGGAGCUGUAGAUGGAACAGAGCAUACAGCUUAUCAAACCAAAGUUGCUGGCACAAAGGGAUACAUUGAUCCUGAGUAUUUGCAGACACAGUCUCUCACUAAAAAAAGUGAUGUGUACAGUUUCGGCGUAGUUCUUUUUGAGCUCAUAACAGGGAAGCCUGCCAUGAUGAACACUGAAACGAAAGGAAUGCAACCCCUCGCUGAAUGGAUCGUGCCUAUGCUUAGGAGGGAGAACAUAGAGAAUCUACUUGAUCCAUUGUUGAAGGGCCGGCGUAACCUCCAAUCUGCCUGGAAGGUAGCAGAGAUUGCAAGGGCUGCCACACAACGUCCAGCUGGAAGACCGGAUAUGCCCAUGAUUGUAAGUACGCUGAAAUCAGCCUUAAGGAUGGAAACUUCGCAGGCUGACGAGAUCUCCAUAUCUGAAUCUAUGCCCAGCCAAUAUUCUUUUGAUGAUACCCCUCGAAUCUAAAUGGAGAGAUGGUUCAUGCUUUUUCUUCUGCUGCAAUCAAUUCCCCACUCUGCAUUUUAGUUUCAUCAUAUUUCGAACUUCAGGGCUUUCGACCUCAUUGAAAAAGGCCAUCUCAUUUAUGUUAUAUCACCGGUUAGAACAACUAUUCUCUUCAACAAUCCUGUGUGCUACAUUAUUUGGCAUGAAAACAAUGUGGGUGUGAUGUUUUAGUUAAUAACAAUUUGGGAUUUGAUUAGACGUUUA